Messenger RNA from Harmonia axyridis, 2458 nucleotides. Its product is annotated as probable cytosolic oligopeptidase A. Gene Ontology annotation, biological process: proteolysis; peptide metabolic process. The transcript is spliced from 2 exons. Lineage: Eukaryota; Metazoa; Arthropoda; Insecta; Coleoptera; Coccinellidae. Gene Ontology annotation, molecular function: metalloendopeptidase activity. The coding region runs from base 97 to 2259 and encodes 720 amino acids. The record is from RefSeq and is a predicted model, not a curated record.
UGAUUGGUUUGGUUAAAUGUAUUUCUAUGGAAUUGGUAUAAUUUUAGAGAAUUAAUUCUAAUUUAUAUUAAAAUUCAUUAAUUGGUAAUUGCUGUUAUGGCCCUAAUAUCGGCAGGCCGUAGAAUUCUCUAUUCCAAAAAAUUUCUAAUUUCCCCUCCAAGAAAUAUUGGGUACAUAGUCUUAUUGCCAGAAAUAGGUGAUGUUCCUACUAAAGAUCAACCAUUACUUAAAGAUAACCUUCCAGAAUUCAGUAAUGUUACCAUAGAAAACUGCACAGCUUUUAUAGCUAAACAAGCUUUAGAAUUUGAAAGUGAAGUCAAGAAAAUUGAAAGAAACAUUGAGUCGAAGCAUGUUGAUAUUAAUAAAGACGUAUUAGAGCCAUUAGAAAUUUCGAGUGCACCAUUUCAGCUAACUUGGGCAAUAUCUAAGACACUUUACUUGGGAAAUAAAACUGGUGUUCCAACAAAAACAUAUUUACCAAUACAUGAAAGAGCUAGACGAGCUCGUAGUGCAAAAUAUAAUAAUGUAAAAAUAUAUGAAGCAAUCAAAAAAGAACUAUCUGAAGAAAAAAAUCAUGAAUCGGAAUUAAAACGUGUGUUGAAAAAGUUUUAUAUUGAAGGAAAAUUGAAUGGAUUAGAUUUAGAUGACAAGAAAAGAGAAAUUAUGAGACAAGCAUUGGUUAAAUUAAACACAGAAAAACAACAUUUCAAACAAAAAAUUGAAUACCAAAAUGAAAAUUUUACUCAUACGAUACAAAACUAUGACAAUGUUCGAGAUUUUCCAGAAGAUUUACUUAAGGCAGUAUCAGUAGAUUCAUCUAAUCCCCUCAAAGGCCCAUGGAAAGUGACAUUACAUCCAAACAUUUAUUCUGAAGUAAUGCAGUAUUGUCCAGACCGUGAAAUAAGAUGGAAUUUAUGGCAAGCAUUAGUGAUUCGUGGAUCUGGUUAUUUAGAGAAAGAUAAAUACACGGGUGGUCAUUUAGAAGAGAUAAGAAAUAAAAGACAGGAAAUGGCUGAGUUAUUAGGUUAUAAAACAUUUGCAGAUAUGUCUAUGGAAACAAAAAUGGCAGGUUCUGUUGAAAUUGUUAAAAACACUAUUAAUAAUCUCCUAGAGAAAGCUAAACCUGCUCAAAAUGAGGAGCUGAAAAAUUUAUAUGAAUUUGCCAUUCAAAAUGGUUUUAAUUAUACUCAAUUGGAAUUGUGGGAUGUUCCCUACUGGAGGAAAAAACAAGAACUCUUGGAAUACAAAUUUAAUGUUGAAAACUAUCGAAAAUAUUUUCCAUACCCAAUUGUUCUUAAGGGAAUGUUCAAAUUAUGUGAAAAUUUAUUUGGUGUUGUGAUAAAACAAAGAAAUGAUGUCUCAACCUGGAAUAAGGAUGUUAAAUUCUACGAUGUUCUUGAUAGUCAAUCUAGUGCUCCAGUUGCUGGAUUUUAUGUAGACCCAUAUAGAGAAAAGGAGAAUGAAUUUCAGAAUAGAAAUACUAAAGGAUUCAUGGUUGCCAUUCAAAAUAAAAGUUCCAUCCGUAAUGUAAUACCUCUAGCUUCUUUAAUUUUCAAUUUUGAACCACCCUCGAAUGGGAAACCAUCUAGUCUAGGAAUUAAUGAAGUUUAUAGUUUAUUUCAUAGAUUUGGAUUGACUUUGCAACAUUUACUUACAAGAACAUCUUAUGAGGAAGUAUCUGGAGUUUCAAAUAUUGAAUGGGACAUGGUAGAAGUUUGUGGACAUGUUCUAACACACUUCCUCAGUAAUGAAAAUGUGAUGAAAAGCAUAUCUUCUCAUUUAGAGACUGGAGAUAAAUUACCAUCUGAUUUAAUGAAUCAGAUGUUACAAGCUAAAAAACAUAUGGCAGGGUUAGACCUAUGCCGGGAAUUAUAUUAUUCUGCUUUAGAUAUGGAAUUAUAUUCUAAAGGAGACCAUUGGUUGAAAAUAGCUAAGAAUUUAUGGCCUAAAUUCAUCAAUUUUCCAUUAGACAAAAACGAUUCUCAUCCUUGCUCUUUCACCCAAAUUUUUACUGAAGAAUGGGCAGCAGCUUAUUACUCACACAUCUGGUCCAGAAUGAUAGCGGCAGAUAUUUAUGGUGCUUUCGAAGAGUCUGAAGGAAAUGAACAAGAACUCAAAAAUGUAGGAAAACGAUUUAGGGAAACAUUUUUAGCAUUAGGAGGUAGUGAGCAUUCAACAGAAAUAUUCAGGCAUUUUAGGGGUAGAGACCCUUGUCCUAAAGCAUUGUUGAACAGUUUAGGGUUGAAUACUGAUAAUUGAAUAUUCAAAUGAAAGUGAAAAGAAUGUAUAAAGUUAUAAAGUCAAGUUUUUCUAAUGAAUUAAUUGCAGUUUGAAUUUAAGUUUAUAAUAUAGUAAUUCACUCUGUAGAAAAACUUUUCUAUAAUUUCAAAACUAAUUCUGUUUUUUUAUUAAUAAAUGCUACUUGUAUUUGUUAGUAAAAUAUACGUUUGUUACAAUA